Messenger RNA from Eremothecium gossypii ATCC 10895, 2031 nucleotides. Its product is annotated as AER090Wp. Gene Ontology annotation, biological process: fungal-type cell wall organization. Bases 1 to 2031 code for a protein of 676 amino acids. The record is from RefSeq and is marked provisional. The transcript has a single exon. Gene Ontology annotation, cellular component: plasma membrane; cell cortex of cell tip. Lineage: Eukaryota; Fungi; Ascomycota; Saccharomycetes; Saccharomycetales; Saccharomycetaceae.
AUGUUGAAGGUGCUGGUGGCGGGUAAGCCCAACAAUGCGGCUCUUGGCGUGAGCCUGUUUCUGACGAUGGUGGUGAUGGUGAUGUGGGGUGUGUACAUGGGCGGUCUGACAAAGACGUCGGGGCCCAUCUACAACAUUUACCACGGGCGCGCGGAGAUCGAGCACGUCAACGUGACGAAGAUUCUGCCCAUUUCCGCGCCGAUCCUGCAGUUCCUGGGCGGCGCGCUGCUAUCGAAGAACGUGUCGAACGAGAUGAUCUUUGGGUCGCUGAAGAGGAUGGCGCAGACAGAGGCACUGGCUCCUAUGCUGCAGCUACUGACGAACACGACCAACUCUGUGGGCACACUGGCGGAGUUGGCGGCCGCGAACUCCGGGAAGGAGAAGCCGGUCGCGCCGCUCAAGGGACUGCUCGAUAUAAUGCAGACCUCGAAGAAUGCCUCUGCGGUGGUCGAGGGUCUAUCACUGGUUGCGAAGGGCGUGGAGGCAGCCAAGAAGGAGAACGCUAGCGUCAAGUCCGAUGCCGAGAUAUUGGCGCUGAUGGCGGUGGCCGGUAAUGACGUGCCCAAGGCCGUUCACUCGCUGAACACGCUUGCCGCUAUUCCUUCCGAAGACCGCCUGAAGCUCAGUUCUAUUUUGAUUACGUUGAACUUAUCCCCCGAUCCAAAGGCUUUUGCAACGGCACUGGAAGAUUUCUUAAACAAGGGUUUGAAGUUGGACGAUGUGAGGGAGAUAAUCAGCCAGUUUAAUGCCAAGAUCCAACGGUCAACCAAUGCCUCCGAGAUUGCCGGCAUAGCGGAUGAGAUUGCCAAAGCGGAGAAGCAGGACAGCUCCGCGGCGGUGUCUGCCAUGGGUGCCGUCCUAGGGCAUGCAGCGAGUCCUUUCGGUGCUUUGAACGUGCUUAACAGUUCUGCCGAGCUCUUGAACCAGCCGGGAGCAAAGCCUGCUGCCGGUGCUCUCAAGGGCAUGAUGGAGGCUGCGUCUAACACGACUAAGGCAAUUGACUUCAUCAUGGAGCGUGCAAGUCAUCCAAAGGCUGGCGCGGCAGAGCAGGUGAUGGGUCUAGAUAUGGUACUCCAGAAUGCCGUGAACUCAAGCGAAACCUUUGCAAAUAUCAUAAAAAUGCAGAUGGCAUCGACCGAGGAGUCGCAGAAGGCCCUCCCAAGUUUGUUGGGCUUGUUGUCGUACUCGACUGACAAGAUCGAGAGCAUGAAAUCCGUGAUUAAGCUGAUAGAGUUCGGUGAAAAGAGCCCUGAUGUAUUGAAUCCUGUCCUAGAAGUGCUGCAAGCUUCCGUGAAGGUCAACAGAUUGAUACCCUCGAAAGAGAUCUUGGACUUAACACCCACGAUCCUGGAAAACUUCAAUGUUGCUGCGAGGUACAGACUGGGCAUUUUCACGAUCUGCAAGUUGUUCCUAAACGGCACGCAAAAGGCUUGCAGCAAGCCGCAUGUCGUGCAGGGCUUCGACUACCGUAACAUCCUGUACACCGACCUGAUGGACUCCGACUUGGCUCCGUACAUUAAAACUCUAAGAGUCGGGCCCAAUGAUCUAUACCUCGAAGGUAAGUUGUUGGAGAAACAGCCCAUGUACGAACCCAGUAUCCGCGCCCAUCUCGCGUUCGACAUUCUCGGCCUUCUGUCUGCGUUCAUUCUUCUUUUCACUCUCGCUGGCGCGAUGACUGGCGCCUUGUCGCUCGGGAUGCACGCUUGGGUGAACCGCCUGCUGGUAGCUGCGGUCGCCGGCUUCGCCUUACUUUCGGCGACUGUCAUCCAGAUCGUCACCGCGGUGGUUAAGUGGGGAGCAAAAAUUGACAACUACGGCGUUGUUUACAAGCAGGGCACUGCCCAGGCUACGCUUUCCUGGGUCGCUUUCGUGCUCGAGGCAAUUGUGGUUCUCAUCGUUUGGGGAGCAUACUAUGCCGGCGGGAAGUCACAAGGUGUGGUCAAUGUGGAGGAGGGCCGCGCUUCGACUUCCGAUGAGGACAUUGACAAGGAGAAGAUCUCGCGCCCUCAUCCUGCGCAUCCGGACAUUUAG